This is a messenger RNA of Empidonax traillii (willow flycatcher), 2262 nucleotides long. It is a transcript of the gene HOOK1, whose product is annotated as hook microtubule tethering protein 1. The coding region runs from base 74 to 2236 and encodes 720 amino acids. Lineage: Eukaryota; Metazoa; Chordata; Aves; Passeriformes; Tyrannidae. Gene Ontology annotation, cellular component: cytoplasm; centrosome. The record is from RefSeq and is a predicted model, not a curated record. Gene Ontology annotation, biological process: cytoplasmic microtubule organization; cytoskeleton-dependent intracellular transport. Gene Ontology annotation, molecular function: dynein light intermediate chain binding; microtubule binding. The transcript has 23 exons.
GGCGGAGCGGAGCGGGGGCCGGAGCCGCCGAGCGGGGGCGGCCCCAGAGCGAGGGGGACGUGGCUGUGCCGCGAUGGAGCCCAAACCGGCGGACCCGCUGCUGUGCGACAGCCUCAUCCUCUGGCUGCAGACCUUCAAUACUGCUGCGCCUUGCAGAGAUGUUCAGGACCUGACUAAUGGGGUUGCCAUGGCACAGGUGCUUCACCAAAUAGAUGUUGCUUGGUUUGAUGCCUCUUGGCUAAAUCGCAUUAAAGAUGAUGUUGGUGACAACUGGAGAAUAAAGUCCAGUAACCUGAAGAAGAUACUGCAAGGAAUUAUGGACUACUACCAUGAGUUCUUGGGUCAGCAGAUUUCAGAAGAGCUUAUUCCAGACCUAAAUCAGAUAUCUGAGAACUCAGAUCCCACUGAACUGGGCAGGCUUCUGCAGCUUAUUUUAGGUUGUGCAGUCAACUGUGAGAGAAAACAAGAACACAUACAAAAUAUCAUGACCCUUGAAGAGUCUGUUCAGCAUGUUGUCAUGACAGCCAUUCAAGAGCUCAUGAGCAAGGAAGUAACGAGUCCUUUCACCUGUGAUGCAUCAAAUGAAAUGGAACAGCAGCUUAAAAGAGCCUUGGAGGAUCUUCAGGAAGCACUGGCAGAAAAAGAAGAGUUGGCACAAAGAUGUCAAGAGCUUGACUUGCAGGUAGCUGCUCUCCAGGAUGAAAAAAACAGCUUGAUGUCAGAAAAUGAGAUUAUGAAUGACAGACUAGAGCAAUUAGACGACUCUCUUGAUGAUCCAAAUACUGUGGUUGCGAAAAAGUAUUUUAGUGCACAGUUGCAGCUGGAACAAUUGCAAGAAGAAAACUUCAGGCUUGAAGCUGCAAAAGAUGAUUAUCGUGUCCAUUGUGAAGAUCUAGAAAAACAACUGAUUGAACUGCAACAUAGAAACAAUGAACUGACCUCCCUGGCAGAAGAAUCCAGAGCCUUGAAAGAUGAGAAUGAUAUUCUUAGGGCUACUGCAGACAAGGCAAGUAAGCUGGAGUCAACUGUGGAAGUGUAUCGGAAGAAGCUGCAGGAUCUGAACGACUUCCGCAGGCAGGUCAAGUCGCUGCAGGAGACCAACAUGAUGUACAUGCACAACACAGUCAGCCUGGAGGAUGAGCUGAAGAAAGCCAAUGCAGCACGAGCCCAGCUGGAGACCUACAAACGACAGGUCCAAGAGCUUCAUAAUAAACUGUCUGAAGAAUCCAAAAGAGCUGAUAAGCUGGCGUUUGAAAUGAAGAGACUUGAAGAAAAACAUGAAGCUUUAAUCAAAGAAAAAGAGAGACUGAUAGUGCAGUGUGAUGCAUUAAAAGAGACAAAUGAGGAGCUCCGGUGUUCACAGAUGCAGCAGGAUCACCUGAGUCAAACAGGUGGGUCUCGUGUUAAAAGCCAUGAGAAUCUUGCUGCUGAAAUUCUGCCAGUGGAAUACAGAGAAAUGUUUAUUCGGCUGCAGCAUGAAAAUAAGAUGCUCCUGUUGAAACAGGAAGGGUCAGAAAAUGAGCGUAUUGCAGAGCUUCAGGAACAGCUGGAGCAGAAGCACCGGACAGUGAACGAACUGGAAACUGAGAAAAGGCUGAAUGAAGAGCGUAUUGGGGGAUUACAGCAGCAGAUUGAAGAUCUGCAAAAGACUUUGCAGGAGCAGGGAUCCAAGACUGAAGGACAAAGUUCCAGCAACCUGAAGCAGAAGUUGGCAGCACACAUGGAAAAGUUGAAUGAAGUUCAUGAUGAGUUGCAGAAGAAAGAGGCUGAUCUUGCAGAGCUCCAGCCUGAUGACAGUCAGAACCCCCAGAAGAUUGGAGAACUGGAAGCAGCUUUACGAAAAAAAGACGAGGAUAUGAAAGCAAUGGAAGAAAGAUAUAAAAUGUACCUUGAGAAAGCAAGAAAUGUGAUAAAAACCUUAGACCCCAAGCUAAAUCCAGCAUCAGCAGAAAUUAUGUUGCUCAGAAAACAGAUACUGGAGAAAGACAAAAAAAUUGAAGCACUGGAGAACGAAUACAAACUGGCUAAGCUACGUGAUUACGAGGAAAAGCUGAUUGUAACUGCGUGGUAUAACAAGAGCCUGACUCUGCAGAAGCUGGGUAUGGAAGCAAGGCUGGUUGGCAGCAGUGGUGCCUGCAAAGACGGGCCUGGACGCUCCUUCCUGGCUCAGCAACGUCACGUCACCACCACCAGGAGGAAUCUCACUGUUAAAGUACCAGGGGCAACAUCUGAUUAAACCACAAGGACCUUGAGGAAAACUUA